Messenger RNA from Alligator sinensis (Chinese alligator), 1846 nucleotides. RefSeq names its product leucine rich repeat containing 43 (gene LRRC43). Gene Ontology annotation, molecular function: protein binding. The record is from RefSeq and is a predicted model, not a curated record. Lineage: Eukaryota; Metazoa; Chordata; Crocodylia; Alligatoridae. The transcript has 10 exons.
AUGUGCGUGCACAGCUGGCCCGAGCGUGCAAAGCGGUGCAUCCUCGGGGCUGGGAGCGCGUGGAACACUAGCACCGGCGUUGGCCAGCAACCAAGUCUGUCUCUUAGCAACCAGGACGCGGUGCUGUUGCAGACCGUGGGAAUCACGACAUCGCAGCCACGUGUGGCUCUCGGUCGGGCGCUGCCCAUGGCCGGCCUCUGCGCCUCGGCCGCCUUCAGGGCGCACCUCCGCCGGCUGCACCUGUGGGAAUUCCCCUGCGGCACCGGGAGCUGGAACAAAUCCUGGUUCGAGUAAAGGAAAAAGACACCUCAUGGACACGUGGCCCGAAGAGCGGCAGGCGCAGCCCCAGGCGAGGAGGCCGACGUUCCUGGUGAGGAGAGCCUGGAGGCUUUAAUGGAGUUUGUGAGCAGCCAGGGCUCGCCGUGGGCCCUGCCGCCUGGCUGCAGCCCUGAGGACCAGCACUUGAAGGAACUGGCUGUGCAGUCCCCACAGCUCAUCCAGGACAGCUUCAUCUUCUUGUUCUUCACAUCCUUGCGGCUCGUGGACAAAGGAGUGAGCGAAGUGGAUGAGGAGCUGUUAAAGUUUCAGAACCUAGAAGAGCUUGUGCUCAGUGCGAAUAAAAUCAGCAAAAUAAACUCCGCCAACCUCCCGAGAACGCUGAAAGUCCUGGAGCUCUGCGGCAACAAGAUAGUUGCUUUGCAGGAUCUGUGCUCUCACCCGCCACCACAGCUCCAGCACUUGGGGCUGGGCUACAACCUGCUUGGCUCGUCGGAGGAUGAGCAUCUCACUGGACAGUUCUGGCCAAAUCUUCUCUCUCUUGACCUAAGUUUUAAUAAUUUUCCUGAUCUGCUGGGUCUAGUCUCUAAACUGGCCACUCUGAGGAAGCUCCGAGUCCUCGUGCUGCAGGGCAAUCCACUAGCUCUUAUUCCUGGUUACAGAGGUUUUAUCAUAGACAGCCUGCCCAAGCUCUGCAUCCUGGACGACGUGAGCAUAUUGCCUGAUGAGAAGCAUCGCUUCUAUGGUUUGUCUAGUCAGCCAGAGCUUAUGGUAAAUGAAGCACAAAUAGUCGUGACUGUGGGAAAAAUCCAGGGCAUCCCCUGCCCCACCACCCUGGAGCAGCUGGAAAGCGGCUUAGACUCUCCAGUGAUUGCCUACAGCUAUUAUGUGACGUAUGAGUUCGCCGAGGGGGAAAACAGCGCUGAGGUACCCAAACUCCAGGAGAGCUCUGCUGUGGCUACACCAUACCCCAAGAGUCCGCAAAGGGACACCCACGAAGGGGAUGAAGUGCAGUCUCUAUUGCAACAGGAGCUGUCUGCUAAUCCUGCAAACACACACCAAACCCUUCGAAAGCCCUGGGCAGAAACUGUUGAGUGCAGCUACAGGAAGGAGCAUGUGGUGACAGAUCUUGUAGCCCUGAAGGGCUACCUGCGGGCUGGAACCACCGUCACCGUUAUGGAAGAAAAGGUGCUUUCCUGGCCUGUUAUUGCAUCUCCGGUUGAAAAUGCAAGCAAGAAGGGGAAAGCAGAGAAGGACAAACAGAAGGACAGUGCCAAGGGCGCUAAGCCCAGCGAUAAGCCGAAACAGAAAAAGGAAGCCCCAGCUGAGCUCCGCAGCGACCCACCCAUCCUGAGGACCCUGGGGGCCAGACACGUGAAGCUAGAAAGCCUCUUGGCAGGAGACAGACUUGUGGCAAUGGUGUGUGACUUCGGAGUCCUGAUCCCCGAGAGAAUUACUCGACCACCCUCUCCAAAGGAGAAGGUAACAGCCUGUCCUCCUCGUCCCCAGGACCCCAUUGUUUGCAGAGGCUCGGUGCCUCUCAGGAUCUGCCCCAGGGUUUAGCUUGGUU